Sorex fumeus (smoky shrew) is the source of this 2689-nucleotide messenger RNA. It is a transcript of the gene NCBP1, whose product is annotated as nuclear cap binding protein subunit 1. The transcript has 23 exons. Gene Ontology annotation, cellular component: nucleus; nuclear cap binding complex. Gene Ontology annotation, biological process: regulation of mRNA processing; mRNA export from nucleus; nuclear-transcribed mRNA catabolic process, nonsense-mediated decay. Bases 260 to 2632 code for a protein of 790 amino acids. Gene Ontology annotation, molecular function: protein binding; mRNA binding; RNA cap binding. Lineage: Eukaryota; Metazoa; Chordata; Mammalia; Eulipotyphla; Soricidae. The record is from RefSeq and is a predicted model, not a curated record.
CCAGCUCCGGCCUUGCCGAAGAGGCGGCGCGGCCCCCGGAAGGACUUGGCACGACUGGCGGGAGAAGCGAGAGGGCGGAAGCGGAGGAGGAGAGGAGGCCCGAGCACCCGGGGCGUGCGGCGCGGACUGAGCGUCCCGGCCUGAGCCUCCCGCGGCGGCCGCGCCGUGCGGAGCCACUGCGCCUGCGCGCCCGCCCACCCGCCCGACGGUUCCCGCGCCGCGCCCCGCGUCUCCUCCCGGCCGUGCCGGGCCCGGCGGCAUGUCGCGGCGGCGGCACAGCGACGAGAACGAUGGGGGACAACCUCACAAAAGGAGAAAGACUUCUGAUGCAAAUGAAACUGAAGAUCAUUUGGAAUCUUUAAUAUGCAAAGUAGGAGAAAAGAGUGCCUGCUCUUUGGAGAGCAACUUAGAAGGCUUGGCUGGUGUUUUAGAAGCUGAUCUUCCUAACUACAAGAGCAAGAUCUUAAGACUUCUUUGUACAGUUGCACGUCUGCUACCUGAGAAGUUGACAAUUUAUACAACACUAGUUGGAUUGCUGAAUGCCAGGAAUUACAAUUUUGGUGGAGAAUUUGUGGAAGCCAUGAUUCGUCAACUGAAAGAAUCAUUGAAAGCAAACAAUUAUAAUGAAGCUGUAUAUUUGGUUCGUUUUUUGUCAGAUCUUGUGAAUUGUCAUGUCAUUGCCGCCCCUUCAAUGGUUGCUAUGUUUGAGAAUUUUGUAAGUGUCACUCAGGAAGAAGAUGUGCCUCAGGUUCGACGGGAUUGGUACAUAUAUGCAUUUCUGUCAUCUUUGCCCUGGGUUGGAAAGGAGUUGUACGAAAAGAAAGACGCAGAGAUGGACCGUAUCUUUGCCAGCACUGAAAGCUAUCUUAAAAGGCGCCAGAAGACUCAUGUGCCCAUGUUACAAGUAUGGACUGCAGAAAAACCACACCCACAGGAAGAGUAUUUAGAUUGCCUCUGGGCCCAGAUUCAGAAAUUGAAAAAGGAUCGCUGGCAGGAGCGGCACAUCCUAAGACCUUAUCUUGCCUUUGACAGCAUCCUGUGUGAAGCACUACAGCACAGCCUGCCUCCUUUCACUCCGCCGCCUCACACCGGAGACUCCGUGUACCCGAUGCCAAGGGUCAUCUUCAGGAUGUUUGAUUACACAGAUGAUCCAGAGGGCCCUGUAAUGCCCGGCAGUCAUUCAGUGGAAAGAUUUGUAAUAGAAGAGAAUCUUCACUGCAUCAUUAAAUCCCACUGGAAGGAAAGGAAGACUUGUGCCGCCCAGCUUGUGAGCUACCCAGGGAAGAACAAGAUCCCCCUGAAUUACCACAUCGUUGAGGUGAUCUUUGCAGAACUGUUUCAGCUUCCGGCACCUCCUCACAUUGAUGUGAUGUACACAACCCUUCUUAUUGAAUUGUGCAAACUUCAGCCUGGCUCUCUACCCCAAGUCCUUGCACAAGCAACUGAAAUGUUAUACAUGCGUUUGGACACAAUGAAUACUACAUGUGUAGACAGGUUUAUUAAUUGGUUUUCCCAUCAUCUCAGUAAUUUCCAGUUCCGAUGGAGUUGGGAAGAUUGGUCAGAUUGUCUUUCUCAAGAUCCUGAAAGCCCUAAACCAAAGUUUGUAAGAGAAGUUCUAGAAAAAUGUAUGAGGUUGUCUUACCAUCAGCGAAUAUUAGAUAUUGUUCCUCCUACCUUCUCCGUGCUUUGUCCCGCAAAUCCAACGUGCAUUUACAAAUUUGGGGAUGAAAGCAGCAAUUCUCUUCCUGGACAUUCUGUUGCCCUCUGUUUAUCUGUUGCCUUUAAAAGUAAAGCAACCAAUGAUGAAAUCUUCAGCAUUCUGAAAGAUGUACCAAAUCCUAACCAGGAUGACGAUGAUGAUGAAGGAUUCAGUUUUAACCCAUUGAAAAUAGAGGUCUUUGUGCAGACCCUGCUACACUUGGCAGCCAAGUCCUUCAGCCACUCCUUCAGUGCUCUCGCAAAGUUUCAUGAAGUCUUCAAAACCCUAGCUGAAAGUGAUGAAGGAAAAUUACAUGUUCUGAGAGUUAUGUUUGAAGUCUGGAGAAACCACCCACAGAUGAUAGCUGUGCUUGUGGAUAAGAUGAUACGUACACAAAUUGUUGAUUGUGCUGCGGUAGCAAAUUGGAUCUUCUCUUCAGAACUCUCUCGUGACUUUACCAGGCUGUUUGUUUGGGAAAUCUUGCACUCCACCAUUCGUAAGAUGAACAAGCAUGUUCUGAAGAUCCAGAAGGAGUUAGAGGAAGCUAAAGAAAAGCUUGCAAGACAGCACAAACGGCGAAGUGAUGAUGACGACAGAGGCAGUGACAGGAAAGAUGGGGCUCUUGAGGAACAAAUAGAAAGACUGCAAGAAAAAGUGGAAUCGGCCCAGAGUGAACAGAAGAACCUCUUCCUUGUUAUAUUUCAGCGUUUCAUCAUGAUCCUCACCGAGCACCUGGUCCGCUGUGAGACCGAUGGUACCAGUGUCCUGACUCCCUGGUAUAAGAACUGCAUAGAGAGGCUCCAGCAGAUAUUCUUGCAGCAUCACCAGAUAAUCCAGCAGUACAUGGUGACCCUGGAGAACCUGCUCUUCACUGCCGAGUUGGACCCGCACAUCCUCGCCGUGUUCCAGCAGUUCUGUGCCCUGCAGGCCUAGGGGCCAGUGACCCCUCCUGUUAACAUUUUUUUCAAUCUUAAAAUUUGUCUUAUUUUU